AUGGCGAACAAGCUUCCUGUUCCUGGCAAUGGGAACCAAAUACUAAUCAAUCCGUUUGAACCUCGAAAAAAAAGUCACCAGGCGCCUCGACGUCACCAGGUCCAGGCUCCACCUAGACGUGACCAGGUCCAGGCUCCACCUAGACGUGACCAGGUCCAGGCUCCACCUAGACGUGACCAGGUCCAGGCUCCACCUAGACGUGACCAGGUCCAGGCUCCACCUAGACGUGACCAGGUCCAGGCUCCACCUAGACGUGACCAGGUCCAGGCUCCACCUAGACGUGACCAGGUCCAGGCUCCACCUAGACGUGACCAGGUCCAGGCUCCACCUAGACGUGACCAGGUCCAGGCUCCACCUAGACGUGACCAGGUCCAGGCCUAG
Molecule: messenger RNA, 381 nt
Organism: Procambarus clarkii (red swamp crayfish)
Lineage: Eukaryota; Metazoa; Arthropoda; Malacostraca; Decapoda; Cambaridae
Source: RefSeq, a predicted model, not a curated record